Phlebotomus papatasi is the source of this 5175-nucleotide messenger RNA. RefSeq names its product nuclear pore complex protein Nup214 (gene Nup214). Gene Ontology annotation, cellular component: nuclear pore. Gene Ontology annotation, biological process: protein import into nucleus; RNA export from nucleus. Gene Ontology annotation, molecular function: protein binding; structural constituent of nuclear pore. The coding region runs from base 127 to 5091 and encodes 1654 amino acids. Lineage: Eukaryota; Metazoa; Arthropoda; Insecta; Diptera; Psychodidae. The transcript is spliced from 7 exons. The record is from RefSeq and is a predicted model, not a curated record.
GGGUGUGGUAAGUAAGUGAAUUACUGUGAGUGUUCCGCAAUUUGUGAAAAUUAGUUGCGUGUUUUUUCAGCAUUUUCUGCAAUUUCUAACUCAAAAUUUUAACAUUUUGCAUGAUAGUGCUGCAAAAUGGUUGAGAAAGCACCAGAUUUUAUAGAUGUGACGGAAGUGCAGUUUAAAUUGCAAAGUAGAGUGAGGAUUUUCAGUGCUGAUGUCAAUACCAAGCCGAAUUGCCAAUUAGUAGCCACUGCAAGUGCUUUCGGAUUGGUUUUUGUGGCGUCUCCACAGCCGGAACUCAAAGUUAUUCAGCUGUCGGCUCUCACGGGAGAUAAAGCAGCUGAUGAGGCAGUUCCCAUAAGAACAAUUCCCCUUCCCAGCGAAGCCACACAAAUAGCUGUCAAUUGCGACAAUACGCUCCUGGCUGUGGAUGUUGUUAUCAAUGGCAUUACAAUGAUAAUCCUUUAUGCCAUUCAAUCCUUCCUGUCGCAGCACGUGAAGGCUCUGCACAAUAUCCGAUUGUCUCCGGACAAUGGAGUGCGAUCCAAGCAACUUGCCUGGAAUCCAACGAUUCCGGGCGUCUUGGCUGUUUGUCUCGAAAAUGGAGCCCUGUCGAUGUUUGUGCUGAAAGAUCAGGGUUUCGAAUUUCACACUGUUGACAAGUCCCAAGCCAUUUCCAGUGUUUGCUGGAGUCCCAAGGGCAAGCAAAUUGUAGCUGGUUGUCCGGGUGGCAGGUUGAUUCAGUACAAGCCCGACUUGAAGGCCAUCCGGAUCAUUGAGUGUCCUCUAGAUCAACAGUCCGGACCCCUUCAGGCUAUCUCUAUUCAGUGGCUGUCAACGUAUCAAUUUGCCGUGGCUUUUGCACCGGCUGAACCUUCCCCUCCUUGCCUCUAUGUUGUCAAUGCGCCCAAAAUUGGCCAGAUCUCAUGCAUCAACUACGAGGAUAUCUGCUACAGUGGCUCUGGUCCGAGGCAGACGCAAGUCUAUCUAAUUCAUAUUCUGCCCUGGAACACGCUUCUCGUGGCAUCGGCUAACAGCAUGGAAGUUGGAGUUCUGGCCACGAAUGAGACUGGAGAUGCUCCCGUUUGGAGACAGUGGUGCAUGCUUGAUGAAGCUAGAGCAGAGCUACCGCUAACUGCAAAGAAACAAGAGAGCUACCCGAUAGGGUUUUCUCUUGAAACAGGUUGUACUCACCGACUAACCAUCGGCGAGACAGAAAUGCCUGUGAUGCCAAUGAUUCACUUGCUUUCCACUGAUGGUGUCUUGGUAUCCUUCAAUAUCCUCAAUACAAUACAAAAUGUCCCUGGAAUUUGUUCUCCACCACGUCCACUACAAGACACAACGGGGCUAGGAGAGUUUGUUAUGGCUGCUCCAAUGCCAAAACCUCCACCCGUUCAGACUCAAGCACCACCAGUUUCCACUGGCAUUUCCAUGACAGCGUCAAAAGAGAGUGAACUCAAUUUGUCGAUGGCUCCUACAGCAGCGUCGACUCCUGUGAUUCAGCAAAAGGCUAAACCAAUUUUUGGGAAUUCGGAGACUUUUAAGGCCCCAACGAGUGUUUUUGUAAGUAUUGGGCAACAGUCUGUGAACAAACCUGUUGCGUCUUUUGGUGUACCGAAUGAGAAUGUGCCAAAGACUGUAAAUACAACAGUGUUUGGGGGAGGUAUAGGCGGUCAGAUGACUGCGUUACCAUUUGGAAGUGUUGCAAACACAGGUAAGGUAACUACUCCUGCUGCACCUGCUCCUGUUAAGGCUGCACCGAAACCUCAGGCCGCUCCAGUGUCUUUAGAACAGUCUAAACCGUUCAUUACUGUUCCUCCGAAUUAUUCAGCCAGUCAGACAAGUGAAAGGAAGCCAGCUCCGGAGAAAAGUUCAGCGGUUAUUCCGUUAGAUGAGGAGAACAACGCUGUAAUUCAGAAGAUGAUUGCUGAAGAAGUUCAUGCAUUCGAGAAGGAUCUCAAAGAGAUAACAAAACGCUCUCAGAACAUUAGCACGCAGAUCGGCAGUCAGGAAACUUUGUCUAGCAUAACAAAGCAGUUGCGUGAGUUGACGGAUUUGACCGAUCAAGCUACUGAGAGCAAUGAUUCUCUAAGUGCUGAUGUUAGACUCCUUACAAUGUCCCUCAAUGAGGCUUUCAUGAUGACAGCCGAGGCUAAGAGUAAGUGGGAAGUUGUGGCUAAUCCUACGUACACAAACAUCAACUUACGCAGUGGAGUGAAUCAGACCAACAGGAGGCAAUUGAGCAAAUUGCAAGCCAUGUUGACAAACAAUCGAGUUCAUCUGGAAGAGAUCAAUAAGCAAAUUGACAGUACUUGGGUUUUGCAUGAAGAGGAGAAGAAGCAGUACAAGAAGGAUCGUAUGAGAGUUCCUAAAAUGGAAGUCAUCUAUCAAACAAUUAAUGUUCAACGAGAGAUACUGAUGGGACAACAGAAGAGGCUGAAUGACAUCAAGCAGAAGUUGGACAUUAAGCUAACCAAGAAAACACCAAACAUCCAGGAAAUUGAUUCAUUGUCCGAUUCGAUAGUGUCACUAGCGCUGGUUGAACAAGUUGAAGCAGAAACUAAGAAACUUGGUCCAAACAAGAUGAAAAAACUACAGGAUCUUCUGAAAGGUCACACUGUACGUACAAUUCAUCCCAAGAGACCAGAAAGGAAAGGUAUUAAUUCGGAGAUUGUACAGGAAAAGCGAGAAGCUGCUGCAAGAAUUAAGACUUCACAGGCAGUUCAGCAAAGUCCACAACCAAGUAUGCCAGCGCCUAGUUUUAGCUUUGGCGGUACGUUAAACCCCACACAACCUAUAAAGGUUAUCGAUACAAAAGCACCACCUCCUGCUCGACCUGUAGCUAAGGCCAAGCCACCCACAUCAAAAUCUAUACCGCAAACUGAAUCCAAGCCACCAAGCUUCGUAGCAACGAAAGCUCCUUUGGGUGGUUUUGAAGCCAGUAAGCCGUUUACAUCGACGGUACCAUCAAUCUUUCAGCCAAAAAGUGAAACAAAGGCUUUUACUUUUGGUGCCACUAAAGUAGAAGUCGAAGAAAAGAAACCGCCUCAGCAGGAAGUGGUGUUUGGAACUAAACCUACAAUAGCAGUUACUACAAAGCCAUCAAUUGCAAGCCCCACAGUUGCAGCAUUGCUUACCAAGAAUGGUGGAUCUAAUGAGAAUGCGAAGCGGGAUGUUAAAGAUGAAAAGUCAUCCGAACAAACAAAGACAACACCGUUUUCUUUCAACAUCCAAAAAUCACCCCUUGGUGUAUUCAAUCAAGGCAACAAGGCUGGACCGGUUUUUGCUCCUGUUUCAUCAUCUGUUGCUGCCACGACUGCAACAACAAGUAUUUUCAGUCAACUGGCUGCGGCUUCAAGUGUUCCGUCAUCCACUUCCAUUUUUAGUACUUUAUCAUCUUUUGGAUCAUUGGCUCAGACGGCUCAGACUGAUAGUGUUGCAAAGAGUGAUAAACCAGUAGCCGUUGCUACAACCGCUCCAACUACAGCGAACUUGUCAUCAAGUACAGGAUUCACCAUAACUCCUAUGGCAGCGUUGGAGGCAACUGUUUUGAGUACGCCUGCAACGACGACAACAGCUGCAGUGACAAAAGAAGCAGAUGUACCGAAGAAAGAAGAUACAGGAUUCAAGUUUGCUUUUCCUAUUGCAACUACUCCGUCUGCUACGAAAGAGACUUCAAUAUCCGUGCCAGCAGUUGUUUCAACCACACCAUCCACUGCCGCUGCAACAAGUACAAUCUCAAAGACUACAACAACAACUGUUACAACUAGUUCGUCUGCUUUCGAUGCAGACAACUUGCUGAAGAAUCUGUCUUUUUGUCAGCCAAAUGUAGCAGAAAAAGCUCCAGAUGAGAAGCCAUUUUCUGUGUUUUCUCUUGGGAAUUUUGGUGCCAGUACUGCCACAACAACAACUCCAACGGCAACUUCGUCAAUUUUUGCAUCAACCGCUAAAACAACAACCUCAUCGAUUUUCGGUGGGAACACAUCAACUACGACAACGACUUCGGCUCAAGCUGCGCCUGUUACUUCUGCUGAACCCUUCAAAGUUUCAUUUGGAUCUAUGACCAUUACAUCAACGCCCGUAUCGAGUGUUGCUCAGACUACAACAACAACCACGUCGCCACCUGCGGGUUUCUUCAGUGGAGUUAUCAAACCUGAUCCUCAACCAUUUGGUGCUCAAUCAACUGCAACUACAACAACUGUUGCUAGUCCUUUUGCCAGCCUCACAACAUCUUCUGCAGCAUCAACCAGUCCUUUUGGUGGUACUUUAGCAACUACAACAUCAACGAGUCCUUUUGGAUCGAGUGGUGGAUCACUUUUUGGAUCAUCUUCGGGCUUUCAAGUUCAAUCUCAGAAUGAAAAUUCGUCAGUUUUUGGAACACCAAAUAAGAGUUCAACUGGUAUAUUUGGUGGUAGUAGUGUUUUCGGUCAACCAAGUACACCAUCAUCAACUGGAAGUAUCUUUGGUGGUAGUAUGACACCAAAUACUGGAUCAAGUAUUUUUGGAGGAGGUGCAACUACUCCUACUACAUCCACUACGUCUGUUUUUGGUGGAGGAUCAGUUUUUGGUGGAACACAAGCAGCACCACAAUCUUCGGUUUUCGGAGGCGGAAGUACCAAUAGUAGUACUCCAUCAUCUGGAUUUGGUUUUGGUCAGCAGCAACAGCAGACAAGUUCUGUCUUUGGAUCACCUUCGGCAUUUGGUGGUGGUAGCUCCUUUGGGUCGCCGUCUGGAGCAUUUGCUCAAGGAGGACCUUCAGUGGCACAAACUGGUUUUGGAUCACCAAAUGCUUUUGCGAAACCGACACCGGCUUUUGGAGCUGCACCCACAUUUGGUGGUCCUCCGACAUUUGGUUCAUCACCAACUUUUGGCGGAGCAGCAACAUUUGGGUCUCCUCUCAAAUCAACAGGAUUUGGAUCAUUUUCAUUGGAAACUAACAACACUUUUUCAGCGCCAACCAAUCAGCAAAAUAAUUUGUUUGCAGCUCUUGGAUCAUCAGAUACGGGAAUGACUUUUGGGAAUCUGGCACAGAACAACAAUGCCAAUCAGGCAAAAAUGCAAUUUGGAGGUUCGGCAUUUUCCACUUGGCGUCAGUAAAGUUAAAAUUUAUUUCUUCCCCAUAAAUCUCCCCUUGAAAAUCACAUGGAUAAUAAAUUCUCCUCGCUUCAGUCGAGUAAUGGA